GCCUUUCGAAUUCAUGGAUUAAAAACCAAAAGAGAGGUAACUUCACAAGACUCAGGAAAGUUUUGACGGAGACAGCAGCUGCUGCUGUGGAGUUUUCUGUCCCGUCCGUAAAAACAAAAAAAAUAAAUAAAUAAAAAGAAAGAAAAAAGCUGAGCUGAGGGCGCACGGUACGCUGCACAAUCCCAACAAGGACGCUGAAGAAACACUUCCCAGAGAAAGAGAGAGAGAGAGUGAGAGAGACUGAGAUAGAGAUCCUAUCUCACUCUCCUAGCUGAGGUCCUCGGAAGAUCGUGUCUAUCGUCUCGAAACUGCAGAACCAUGUCUAGUAAAGCAACUUUAGCACUGCUCAUCUAUGGAAUCAUAAUGCAUCACAGCAUCAACUGCUCGCCUGUAGGAAUAAGCUUUCCAAGCAUAAGACUUGACAGUGAGCUUUAUGAUGAGGGUGGCAACUCCUUGCCCUCCCUGGAUUAUGAUGGAGAUCAGUUGGAGGUGAGGAGCCCGUCUUCUGUCGCAGACGACGUCUUCACCAUGUUCUACCCAUCAGAGAAAAGUGGGGGCAAAACGCUGGACGACAGCUCGGAGCCCCUCUCCAAGCGACACUCAGACGGGAUCUUCACAGACAGCUACAGCCGCUACAGGAAGCAAAUGGCUGUCAAGAAAUACCUGGCGGCAGUCCUGGGGAAAAGGUACAGACAGAGAAUUAGAAACAAAGGACGGCGGAUGGCGUAUUUGUAGCAUCUCCCACUAAGCCUCCUGAGUAUAGAGAACCCCUCCGCCUCCCUCCCUCAAAAAAAUAAAUAAAUAAAAAAUAUCAAAUGUGUUCAGUCCCAGAUGAAGUCAUUUUGGAGAUUUUACCAAUCAGUGGAUCGCUUUUUGUGUUUCUAAGACAUGUAUUUAUGUAUGAAGUAAGCCAUUAAAUGAAUAUUUUGAUAAUAUUGUUUUCAUUUUGUACUUGAAGCACUUAAGGAUGCACUUAUUUCCAAUGUGGACCAUUUUUUGUUCAUUUAGAGAGAAAAUAUGCCUCUGGUCUAACAUGAAAAUCUGUUCUGAUAGUUCUGUCUUUUAAACUUUUAGCAAAGACAGAAACAAGAGGGAAAUAAACAGCUUAAAAAAUUAUCAAUGCAUUAAAUGCUGCUUUUUUUCCUCCCUGAAACAUGACAUUAAGAGUUUAGUUGUCUUUAUUCACAACAGCCUUGAAGACAUAGGUAUUCACCAUAUCCUACAAGCGAUAGACUUUGACGCCCUCCCGGACGGGGAUGAGCUUGAUGCUUUUUUGGGAGACUGGCUGAAACAGUUUUCUCCCGAAUUUUCGGUGAGUUUCCGGCUCUUUCCCGAAACUGGGACUUCUCAAGUCCCUUCUUCUUUUUUUUCUUUGUUCUAUUCUUUUUUUCUCACUUUGUGAGGUUGUUUUAGACUCUUGAAUCAAACUCUCCUUUCACCUCAUCUGUGCUUCUGGCUCACAGACAACAGGAACGCAGGUUGCUAAAGAUGACUGAGAAAAGGAAAUUGGUCAAUCUGACGUAACCUUUGAAGUUAAAGUGGCAGGUUACACUUUUUAAAGAGAGGUAAUGUAAAGAUACUAUCUAUUUUACCUGUAGUGGAAAAAUGCUGCAGAUUAGUGAGUUUGUAGGAAAGUGAAUAUAUCCUUUGAGCAGUAGAAGGGUCUGGCCACAUUAACACAGAUAUUUUGGAAAACAGAAACUGAUGCAUUUGCACAUCAAGUCCACAAGUAUAUGAAGUUUUGCCAAAAAAGAAAAAAGAGUUAACAUUGAGAAAUAUUUUCUAAAAUGAAUAGUUGAGAUGUUUAUGUGUGUGCAAGAUAUCUGAGUGUAGCAGACAUGAUAAUGUAAUUGCCCACGUUGAGCCUGGCCACCUUUGUUUCUGUACUAGAUACUACAACAAAAAUGAGGCAUAUUUGAAUGUCUUUCCACAUCUGCUUCACAUUCUCCUGACAGUAGCUGCAGCUGUUUUAGGAUAAAUCUGUUGCCUAACACAGCUUUGGCUAUGCUCGGGAUAUUUUCCUUUGGAAAUUUGAGGUAUUAUUGACGUUAUUGCCACCUGUUGGCACAGCAUAGGCUUUGCAAGGUUGCUAAUUGUGGAAUCCCAGAGACAGUGCAGAUGUGAAUGUGAUCAAAACACAGGGGAAAGAGUAGUUGUGUAGCUAAACUGAAGUUUACAGAGACCUAAGUAAAGAAAAUAGCCCAAGCUAAAGGCCCAAUACAUUUUGUUUUGUUGAGCUUUUGUAUACUUUAAUGCUAGGCUAAUGUAAGCAUGGCUUCUCUAUAUUUCACAAAAGACUACUGAUAAUUGUAUAGUUGGGGUUUCAAGUGAGUUUGUGUGAAUAAAACUUUGAGUAAGAGCAGUUCUCCCACAUUAUAAACCAAAUACUUUAUUGUGAACAUUGUAAUUAUUUAUGAGCAGUGAUUUAGCACAGCUGCAGCUGAGUCUUCUCUAAAAUAGAAAACGUGGAGUGGGUCUAGACUGACUUGUUUUUCAGUCCUGAUCUAGUUUGAAAUCUUUGAGAAUGUUGAUAUGGUGCAUAGUAGGUUGUAGUGUAUUUACUUUGUACCUUAUAUAAUUCAUUUCUCGUUACACUUCCAACAAUCUGCUUAUUUGAAAAUACAGAAUCCCCAAUUUCAAUAAGAUUAGAUACACUUACCAACUAAAAUUCCCUCUAAUUAAAGUAUUUUGAUCAAACUGAAUAUCACACAGCCAGUGAAAAGUGGACCCUUUUCCCUAAAAACAUGUCCUCCAGACACCAAAGAGUAUUUUAUUGUGUUCUCUUACUACAUGGAAAUGUUAUUAUUCAUAAUUUCUGGUUGUAAAUAGAACACCACCCCCUGAAAUCAGAAUUCUUUAGUUUCCAAAGUGGCCUCUGUUCAUAUAGAACCUAGUAAAAGUUACAGGUAAAAACUACUUAUCAGCACCCAUGAUGUUUCGCAUGUUAUUAUUCCAGUGACACACAAAGUGCUGACGGAAAGCAGGCUCUUUUAGUGUUCAAACAUAUAAAAUACAGAGAAAUGUCUUGCUACUGGCUGCUACAUGUAGGAUUAAGAAGCUGGCUUGACUAGAUGAAGACCUUUUACAUUGACCUGGAGAAAAGAAGCUAAAAUAAGAGGAACAAAGGCUUCCCUUCACAUUUUAUAGUUUGAUUCAUUGCAAUAUGAUACAUUAAAAUAAUGUAAGUGAAUGACAAUUAGCAACUAAACGAAGACUAAUUCUUUUUAAGAUUCAUAUUUCACUAGAAAGCCUUUAAUUAUAAUUCUUAUGUGCCUUAGUGAAAGUGAAUAUUAUAAACCUUCAGUGUUACCCUGUCACUCUCCUACAUAUCUACCUUGAGGUCAAAUGUCAUAGGAAGAUACAGCAGCAACACCUUCUUAUAAAUUUGACUUAUAGUAUAUAAUACUUUGAUCACUGGCUAAACUAGCUGCAAUGACUGGAUAAAAAAAAUUCAACCGCCCUGCAGAUCUCAUGUAUCAUAUGUACCAUAAAUAUGUUUGACUGCUUCUCAGAUAUCACUAAAAAGACCCAAUAUUAAAAAUACUUAAACUCAUAACAUCAUGCAAAAGCUCUGCUUGCACUGAAUGCUCAUCACAGCAAAAAUACUUUUCCCUCUAACCUAUUCCACAACCCUGAUCCCAAUGCACAUGGUAAAAAACAACAAACAUGUAAAACCAAAAAGAAGAAAUACAUUAUGCACAAUUAAUACAUAAAUGAGAAAAUGCAAACAAAUAAUCAAGUUAAAAUGAUGCAAAAACUGAUCUCACUGUUCAAAUAACAGUAAAGUAUCUCAGCUUUGGUGAGAAUAAAAAAAAAGAGACUACAAUAACUUUGCAAAUGGCAGCACAACAAGAGACUUACAGAUCUUCAUUUACAAGGUAGCUGAGUUAAGAUUUUCUUUUUUUACUUUUGCAAAUUACUCCUUUAGUUUUCAUCUAAAAAAUUAUUUAAUCAAGCAUUUUUAUUGUGUUAUGUCUGAGAAUUAGUACACAUUAAUUAAUCCACUUUAUAUUAAACAUAGAAGAUUAUUAUCAGUAAAUAUAGUGUUGAAUCACCAGGUGUGAACAUUUUUAGAGUGUUUUAAUGAGGUAAAAUUAAUUAAAUCCCUGCCCCUUUGACAGUUUAUAUUAAGUUUCUACUGCUCUUUGGAUUUGCAAAAUUUUCUACAAAAUCAUUAAGCUAUGAUACCUUUCUGCCUCAGACAAAUAAACAUAUGACUAUUUGUAAGUUUAUAGACACCUCUCUGAAAUGAGCCCAUGUCCAGUUAGAUUCAGAUGAUUUCCAAAAGUAGAAAAUAUCAGAUUUGAGAGGAGAAACAAAGAAUUUGUUUUUACUUUUUCCUAAUUCUUUCCUCCCACUUCAGCAAUGUUUACAAAGAGAUCCUCCACUUUUGACUCAUGUAAAGUGGCAAUGCUUUGUAUCUACCAACGUCAAUCCAAUGUGUUUGGAGAUUUUCUCUCAUCUCUUUGUCCAUAUAAUAAGUAUCAAUGACAUUUCAAGCAUAAAAAGCAAACAACAAGCAAACAAAUUCCCAAAAUAAACCAUUCUUGUUACGUGGUUUUCCCCAUCAGUUUGUCCUGUGUAAGGGACAAACAAAGUGGUUUGAACUCUGGAUCUAUUGUGCUUCCCUAUUUUCUGUCAUGUGAACCGCUGUACAAACUCCAAGCAGACUGCAUGAUUAAAGUAAUUGCACCAGCUCAUUGCAUCUGUGCAGACAACUAGAUGGUUUUGCUUGCUUUCUGACUUCUGCGUACAUACAUAUCUACCAUUGAUGGAUGUUUUGUGCUCUGUUCUCACUUACUCUUCUAAACAAGUAGUUUGUUGGACCUUGUUUUGAAUGUACUUUAUUGUUGCUCAAUCUGAUGGAAUCUAUUAAAGCCUAUUAUUACUUUUUAAAGAUACUUCCAAAUAACCAUCUCACGACUUCUGCCUGCAACGAUAGGCACAAAAGCUGUUGUAAGUGAUGACAUAUUAAGGCCAGAAAGCACAUAAACUGAGGGGAAGCAGGCAAAAAUAUCAGCUGAUUUUCAGGCAAAGUUAACCAAAACAUUACUCACUUCCAGGUGAGUUAAUCUGAAAUAUCCCCAAACGUACAUUUAUGUCACAAAUUCAAUACAAAAUGUCAGUUUCAAGUAUUAGAUAUUGUAGAUUCAUUACACAUGGAGUGACAUAUUUCUUUUUGGUUUUAUGAAAAUCUAAUAAAAAACAAACAAACAAAAAACAAGCAUUUAGACUAAACUAAUU
This is a messenger RNA of Gambusia affinis (western mosquitofish), 5244 nucleotides long. RefSeq names its product adenylate cyclase activating polypeptide 1a (gene adcyap1a). Gene Ontology annotation, cellular component: extracellular region; neuron projection; perikaryon. The record is from RefSeq and is a predicted model, not a curated record. The coding region runs from base 319 to 735 and encodes 138 amino acids. Gene Ontology annotation, biological process: positive regulation of protein kinase activity; neuropeptide signaling pathway; positive regulation of ERK1 and ERK2 cascade. Gene Ontology annotation, molecular function: peptide hormone receptor binding; pituitary adenylate cyclase activating polypeptide activity; neuropeptide hormone activity. The transcript has 4 exons. Lineage: Eukaryota; Metazoa; Chordata; Actinopteri; Cyprinodontiformes; Poeciliidae.